This is a messenger RNA of Culicoides brevitarsis, 645 nucleotides long. It is a transcript of the gene ND-PDSW, whose product is annotated as NADH dehydrogenase [ubiquinone] 1 beta subcomplex subunit 10. NCBI's taxonomy places the organism in Eukaryota, Metazoa, Arthropoda, Insecta, Diptera, Ceratopogonidae. The record is from RefSeq and is a predicted model, not a curated record. The coding region runs from base 98 to 577 and encodes 159 amino acids. The transcript is spliced from 4 exons.
GUUCGUCUCAGUCGUCUCUAUAUAUAACAGAGUGAUCGUGAGGAGUUUGCGAGAAAAACACAAGAAGAAGUAAAAAAGGAAAUUUCAAAGCUCAGUAAUGGGUGCAGACGGACACAGUCCUUUUGAGCGAUUCGCAAACUCUGUGGCGGCUACGUUAGAUGGACCAGUUACGUGGUUCCGCAAGUCCAUCGUUGAGCCUAAUCAAAAACAAUAUCCUUGGUAUCACCAACAAUUUCGCAGAGUGCCCACAAUCGACGAGUGCUAUACGGAUGACCGUGUGUGCCAAUUUGAAGCAGACGAGCAAUUUAGACGUGACAAAAUGGUCGACAAUGAAAUUCUCACCAUUUUACGACAACGUUUCGAAGAUUGCGUCUUUUAUGAGGCUCCAGAUCAUGUGGCCAAAUGUCAAGGAUUCAUGGAUUACUUGAAAAGAGCAGAAGAAAACUGGUUUACGAAAUAUGGAGACUUGGGUGCAUAUGGAAAAGCUAGAGCUGCUUAUAUGAAACAAAAGCAUCGUUUGAUUUGGGAGCGCCGUCAUGGGCCCGUUGGGAGUGGCAUGAAAACUGAAGGUGCUUAAAAAUCGACAUUUUCCACAUUGCAUAGAAAAAAAGAAAGAAUAAAAAUAAAUAUUUAAAUAAAUACAAA